GAUCGGCCGCCCGUUCGCCAGGGAGGAACCAGACGACGACUCUGCGGCAGACGCCGCGCGCAAGGCAGCACAGGCCUGGCGCGAGGGCGGCGACAUCGAGGGCGCCAAGCUGCUGGGGCCCAAGUUGCCCAGCGCCAGCGCCGCCGCCGAGUCCCCGCACAAACGCAUCAGCAAGCAGCUUGAGGACGCAGCAGCAGCCCCACGCCGCCUCGACGCCCAGCAGCAGCGACUCCGAGAUCAAGUGCAACGCGCAGCAGAUUGGGAGGCCCAAUUGGUGGCCAAGCUUUUGACGAACAUCGAAGAACACGCCGCAGCUGCUGCUGAAGUGGAACGACUUCCCGAGUGCCUACGACCAGCUCAGAGGUUCAGGCUGAAGGCCAAGCGGAGUCCCCAGAUGAUGCAUUUCCCGAUCUGGAAGAAGGCGACUUGGCUCUACUGGACCCGAGCGAACGCCAAGCAUAAGAACAAGCCAAACAAGUACAUCAUCAAGCACGCGAAGCUCUGGAAACACAGCGCAAGAUUGGCCAGCAAGCUCAAGAUGCCGCCCAAGCAGCCAAGAGAGAACAUCGCGACGAAGAAGAGACGUGGCGGCGAAGGCCUCCUAAGGGACAGGGCAAAGGGCAGAAGCCGCCACCUUCUUUUAAACCGCGUGCGCCUGGCCCACCGCGACCUGAAGAUCCUCGUCGCCAACGCCGGCAACUUCCCCCGCGUCGUCCGCGAGUAUUGCCGAGACGCGCAGUACGACUUCAUGGGGUUCCUCGAGGCACACCUGCCAGGCAAGCAGCUGGAGGACGAGCAGAAACACCUGCGCGGCAUGGGAUGGCAGUUCAACACCUUCCCCCACCUCACGCCAAAGAACGGCAGCGACGUGCUCAAGAUGCAGCUCCGCGACACGGCGGUCACCAUGGUUCGGUUGAAGCAGGUCACGGCCGCGCUCAUCGCCAUCUACCUAACCUCGGACGCGAAGCACCUCGAGCACCCUGCCAACGUCGGCAAGCGAUCGCGCCUCCUUGCCUUGGCGCAAAUGCUCAAGACGCCCCGGGUGGCCUUUGGCGACUACAGCUGCACGCCGCAGCAGUUUCAGGCUUCUCGAUGGCACCAAGCCUUCAACGCAGAGUACCUCAUCCCGAACUGUUCCUUCACGCGCGGAGGAAGCUCAGGGCGCAUGCUUGAUUGGGGCAUCUGCUCAGCAUCAUUCCCCCCGCUGGUCAAGGCGGUCGAGCCAGUAUACACCAUUCCGUGGCCACCGCAUGCGGGCAUCGAGCUGACGCCCCAUUCCAGACCAGCGGCGAUAACCUGCACGGGGCCCCAACUGCCAGCAGCGAUCGAAGUGCCCAACCACGACGUGAAGAUCCCCAAGGGCGUCAAGAGGAAGCAGAGAGACCGCCAACGCCACGCCCAGCUCCACCACACCGAGCAGGGCGAACCGCUGGAGCCAGGCACGGACAUCCACGACCACCUCCUCCUCGAGCACUACACCAAGAAGACCACCUGCCGCGUCACAGACGAGAACUGGAUCGCCGCCAAAGCGAGGGUAGCCAACAUCCCCCUCGUCGAAGCCAACAGCGAGACCCAGCAAUGCGUUGCCUACCAGGUGAACCCAGCAGCAGCACAACGUUUGGCAGAUAAGUACGGUAGAUGGGCAAUGGCAGCGGGAGUAUUUUUCCUGGACAUGACGGACGAUGAACCAUCAGCGAACAA
Messenger RNA from Prorocentrum cordatum, 1701 nucleotides. NCBI's taxonomy places the organism in Eukaryota, Dinophyceae, Prorocentrales, Prorocentraceae. The record is from the annotation of a GenBank genome assembly.